Molecule: messenger RNA, 1649 nt
Organism: Trichobilharzia szidati
Lineage: Eukaryota; Metazoa; Platyhelminthes; Trematoda; Strigeidida; Schistosomatidae
Source: the annotation of a GenBank genome assembly
AGAUGGACGACAAGGAGCACAGUGUAAGUCAAAUGUAAAUGGUUUAUGUUUUUAGCUCGGCGUUACAUAAUACCUCACCCAUGUCGUCGAAUUGCAGCUGAAUGCAUAGAUGUUACAAUAAUGAUGAUACUGAAGCUGACUGUAUUGUAUUUCUUCAGGAAUGACUCAAGUGUGAUUGAGCUCGCUAAAAGUAUUGGUUCAGACAUCCUGUCUGGUGUCCCAGAAUAUCGAACGCUACGGCACGCACAUGGCUGGGCGAAGUCGGAAUUCAGUGGCAAAGAUUUCCAAGUUUCAAGCAUUUGGAGGUUGUUCUUCUUUGCACAUAUGGGUGCAAGGGAAGAUUUUCUCGAUUUCGAAAUGUUAAUCCUAGUCGAUCAGAUUGGCCGAUUUCUUAGCGCCCUUCUAGAGGCAAUGUUAAUCAGACGAUCAAUUUUUGGAUCUGAUCCUGGGGGUGCGACUUUGGGAAAAUGGUUAAUGAACCUUAAAGUCGUUUCGUGUGAGGAAAUUAUAGCUUUUCCAGAUGUUGUAGAAGUAAUCCCAGGAGCGGAUUUGGGAAUUAUUCGAGCACUAGUACGUUCGUUGCUGAAGAGUACAAACUUCCUUACUUUCUUUUCAUUUGUUUGUAUGAUGGUGUUUCAAUAUCACCGGUGUACUUACGAUAUAAUUGCUGGAACUUUAGUAGUACAACCUAUUCCUCCCACUAAUGAACCAAAUAAUGAAGCGAAGUCUUUGGAAUUAAUUACUCAAACUGAGUAUCUCCAAAGAUUCACGAUGUUCACGAAGCUGAAACCAAUUAUUAUUGGUUUCCUGUGUGUUAACGUAAUGUUUUUACAUGACCUUGAACAGCGUGAAAGAGUUCCAUCUUUUAAUGGAUUUUCUGGAAGUCGACUCCAGAAUUGAUACGAAGAUCUGAAAAGUUAAGACACCCUUUUUUUGUUAAUAAAAGUUCGAAAUCAAGUGUAAAAUUUAUGAAGCACUAGUGAUUGACUACUCUUUUUCUGUUCUUUUUAUCCAAAAUACAACUGUUCGUAUAGUUUGUAGUGUAUCAGAGAAAAUGCAAGUUAGUAAUUGACAAUAGUAAUCAAAUAAUGGGUAAAAAGGCGAUAGUUUCUCUAUAAUCUGGAGCAAGAACAAAAAGUAAAGAAAUUCUCACCAGUGUCUUGUGCAUAUUCUGUCUGUCGUGUGUCAGCCUUUUGGAGCAUCACUUUCAUGUUGUCUUGUUAAAACAAAAUCUGAGUGGAAGACAGUUUUGAAACAGUAACACUUAUUCUCUUGGUAUCUAUUGGUCACUUGUGAAUAAUCAUAUCCACACAACUUGUGUAUGCAUUCGGGUUUUUAACCGUCAUACCUUACUGGAAUCCAUACAAUUCUUACUUUUCAAGUAUAUUAUUGUAAACUGUAUAACCCCGGAGUCCAACACAGUGACACAAGUGUGUAAACACCAUAUCUUCACCGAAAUCUUGGACACAAUAUUUAUUAUAUAGUUUUAUGACAUUUUAUUGAUCAUUUUAUUUUCCGUCUAAUUCACAAUUGUCAAUUUUCUCCAUUAAACGUCCUUUACGUUUCCUGUGGUUUUUCUGUUACAAGAAUUGCCUGUUAAAAUGUUUUAGCCAUUCUGUGUAACAUGAGUAUAUCUGAUAACCUUGAGA